Messenger RNA from Cyprinodon variegatus (sheepshead minnow), 2711 nucleotides. RefSeq names its product ArfGAP with FG repeats 1 (gene agfg1a). Gene Ontology annotation, molecular function: GTPase activator activity. The transcript is spliced from 15 exons. NCBI's taxonomy places the organism in Eukaryota, Metazoa, Chordata, Actinopteri, Cyprinodontiformes, Cyprinodontidae. The coding region runs from base 158 to 1963 and encodes 601 amino acids. The record is from RefSeq and is a predicted model, not a curated record.
GGAGACGCCAGGCCGCCCCUGACAACAGAGCCGCCCCUAUCUACCGUUAGCAGCAAGUCGGCAACUGUUAAAGAGCACAGCCCUUUGUUUUAGUUGUAGCCGUCCUCUCAGCCUCUCCUGGCUCCCAUUGAACAACUCCAGCAGUGUAUCCUUCACCAUGGCGGCGAGCGCUAAACGAAAACAGGAGGAGAAACAUCUGAAGAUGCUGAGAGAAAUGACGAGUUUGCCUCCCAAUAGAAAGUGCUUUGACUGCGACCAGCGCGGCCCAACCUAUGCCAACAUGACUGUGGGUUCUUUCGUGUGCACCUCCUGCUCUGGCAUCUUACGGGGACUGAAUCCACCCCAUAGAGUUAAGUCUAUCUCCAUGACGACAUUCACACAACAGGAAAUCGAGUCCUUACAGAAACAUGGCAAUGAGGUAUGUAAACAGAUCUGGCUUGGUCUCUAUGAUGACAGAACUUCAUCCAUACCAGACUUCAGAGAACCACAGAAAGUCAAGGAAUUCCUUCAAGAGAAAUAUGAAAAGAAGAGAUGGUAUGUACCUCCUGAGCAAGCCAAGGUUGUGGCAUCCGUCCAUGCUUCCAUUUCUGGUUCCUCAAACAGCAGCACCAACAGCACCCCAGAGGUCAGACCGCUUAAAUCACUGCUCGGGGAGUCAGCUCCAGCUCUGCACCUGACUAAGAAUACCCCACCAAAUCAGUCUCCAGUGGUGAGCCGUGGACAGGCCCAUCAACAGCAGCUCCAUGAAAAGAAAUUUGACCUCUUGAGUGAUUUGGGUGGAGAUAUCUUUGCAGCACCAGCCAACGUGAACACAGCCGUCAGCUCCAGCUUUGCUAACUUCGCACAUUUCAACAGCCACACAACAGCACCGAAUGCCAGUGCAGGUGCAGGAUUUGCUAAUUUUGAUGCGUUUGGAAGCAGCUCUACACCCCAGGCCUCUUUCCAGCCUCCAAAUACAGCGUUCACUGUGCUCUCAUCCAGCCGCAGUGUGGGUGAGUUUACCGCUGCUCUGCCUCUCCAGAGUUUGCACAGUAGUGCCUCAGGGGGACUAGCAAAUGCCAAUUUUGCAAAUUUUGACAACUUCCCCAAAUCGUGUAGUGCUGACUUUGGAUCCUUCAGUUCCUCCUCCCAGAGUAACUCCACAGGAGCUGCCAAAGACGUUGUACAGAGUACUAACGUUCCCAUCGAUAGAUACGCAGCCCUGGCUGACCUGGACGUGUUUAGCUCUGCCAAAACAGAGCAAGGGAGUGGUAUUUCUGGAGGCGUAAGCUCUGCCGCUGCAGCAGCUGCAGGAGUUGCUGGUUUGCCUCAGAAGCAGCCAGCGGGUGUCGCUCGAGGGGACCGUUAUGCUGCUCUUGCAGAGCUUGAUACCGUCUUCAGUUCCACAGCUCCAGCCACCAGUGUUUACAACACCUCCAGUACUUCCCAAGGUGGUGUGUUUGGGUCCGAGACGGUGGCUUCAGCACAAGCACAACAGGCCAUGCCUGGCAUGCCUCAGGCUUUUGGAGCAGCACCAUCAACCAAUCCGUUUGUAGCUGCUGGUGUCGCCCCCGCAGCAGCUCCCACCAAUCCAUUCCAAUGCAACGGCAGAGCAGCAAACGUGGCAGCUGCAGCAGGCUUGAGGGUCCUUCAUUGGCAGGACUAUGCCCCUACAUUUGCUCCCUUUGGCACAGGCUCAAUGAGUAUGCCGGCAGGAUUUGGAAACUCUGCCGCCUUCAAUCUCCCUACUAGCUUCAGUGGAACAUUCCAGCAGCCCUUUCCUGGCCAGCCCCCCUUCACUCAGCCUCCUGCGUUUCCUCAACAACCCAAUGGUGGAGGUUUCCCAGCAUUUGGCCAGACCAAGCCUGUUGUGACUCCUUUUGGACAGCCAAUGGCAGCCCCCAUGGUCCCUAGCAACCCUUUUCUGGGUGGAGCUCCGCCCCCUCAGUAUCCUGCUGGAGGCUCGACUAACCCCUUCUUAUAGCGAUCCACCUCCUCUGCUGCACCACAGGGUCAACAACCAGAACGCUUGCACUUAUUGCACUGUUAUGUUCAACCAGUAGCUUUAAAAACACAAUGUUAGUAAGAAUCUGUAUUUUCUAUUGCAGUUUGUCACAAAUGAAACAAUGUGCAAGACGGACAUGCUGACACUGUCUGUGGCCACAACAAAAAGAGAGGAUGUGUGCCGAGGGAGAGGUUGAUCCUCUGCCCUCUGUUAAACCUGUGAACCGGCCUGAGCCACAAUGUAUAAUCAAACUGGCUGAAAACUAAGUUAUUGCAUACAGUAUAUCAUUCAUCAUGCUGCAUUUCUGUACAUUUGUUUUGUUUUAGGACUUUAGCUCUCUGUGCAUAUCAGUAUUUGUAAAACAAGAUUUGUUAAGACAGGGCUGUUGCUUGGGUACUGCCAGUUUCUGUAUUUGUAAAGAUCUAAACUGUUUGUGCUGAAUCUUUUUUUUUGGGGGGGGUAAAUUCUUCUUACUAUGGAAAAUGUUCAGUUAUUGAAAACUGAAAGCAAGUGAAUGCUGUAUCAGAACGGUGAGGUGCUGUUCUGCCCGUUUUCCUCCUCGCUGAAAGAGACGCUGGUCCCAACAUUUCUGAGUGAUGGCAUCCCACACAUCCAUGUGGGGAAGUAGAAUGACUGGACUGAAAAACCACUUUUAUGGGAUGUUAAAGAAUUUUAAGUUAAUGUGUAAAUAUAUACAGAAUAUAUAUUAAAAUGAUUUUAAAUAAAA